This is a messenger RNA of Mesocestoides corti, 1206 nucleotides long. Lineage: Eukaryota; Metazoa; Platyhelminthes; Cestoda; Cyclophyllidea; Mesocestoididae. The record is from the annotation of a GenBank genome assembly.
AUGUGGGCACAUGUCGAAAUGGGACCCCCUGAUGCCAUCCUUGGCAUCACGGAAGCCUUUAAACGUGAUACAAAUUGUAAAAAGGUAAAUCUUGGUGUCGGAGCCUACCGAGAUGAUGAUUGCAAACCGUGGGUGCUGCCCUCCGUCCGCGAGGCAGAGAAGCGUAUCCUUUCUCGGAAUUUAGACCACGAGUACCUUCCAAUCACUGGUCUUGCCUCGUUUUGCAAAUCAGCGAUUGAGUUUGCGCUAGGUCCAGACUGUCCUGCUCUUAAGGAGGAGCGUAAUGCCACAGCCCAAUGCCUUUCUGGCACUGGGUCUCUCCGAACCGGAGCUGAAUUUCUGGGUCGUUGGACCAAAGUUAAGGAAGUCUGGUUUCCUAAACCAACUUGGCCCAACCACGUUGCUAUAUUUAGGAAUGGUGGGAUCACUAACAUUAACUACUACCGCUAUUACGAUUGCAAUACCUGUGGCCUCGAUGAAGCCGGGUGGCUGGAAGACAUUGCCAAGAUUCCAGAAGGUGCCAUUAUUUUGUUGCACGCCUGUGCCCACAAUCCAACCGGCGUUGAUCCAACCAAGGAGCAGUGGAAAAAAGUUGCCAAGAUUAUCAAAGAACGCAACCUUAUCCCCUUCUUUGACAUGGCUUACCAGGGCUUCGCUUCAGGCGAUCCUGACCACGACGCCUGGGCCUUGCGUUACUUCGUUAAUGAGGUCAAGCCGAAGACGCUGCUGUUGGCUCAGAGCUUCGCCAAAAACAUGGGUCUCUACGGUGAAAGAUGCGGCGCAUUUACUCUCAUCUGUGAGUCGAAGGAGGAGGCGUGUCGCUGCAUGUCUCAGAUCAAAAUCCUCAUCCGCCCAUUGGUGAGUAACCCACCACUCUACGGAGCUCGUAUCGCCUCUGAAAUUCUCAAUGACCCUGAACUCAAGGCGAUGUGGCUCAAGGAUGUGAAGGUGAUGGCGGAUCGAAUAAUUAGCAUGCGACAAGCUCUGAAAAGUGGCCUCGCGCGCGAGGGUUCAAAGCAUUGUUGGGACCACAUUACGAAACAGAUUGGGAUGUUCUGUUACACUGGUCUGAAACCCGAUCAGGUUGAACGACUGACGAAGGAGUUCUCCAUCUACCUGACGAAGGACGGGCGCAUCAGCGUAGCCGGUGUCACCUCCAAGAACGUCGACUACCUUGCUCACGCCAUGCACGAGGUGACCAAGUAG